Messenger RNA from Solea solea (common sole), 6843 nucleotides. RefSeq names its product slingshot protein phosphatase 1b (gene ssh1b). Bases 415 to 2937 code for a protein of 840 amino acids. Gene Ontology annotation, biological process: protein dephosphorylation; negative regulation of actin filament polymerization; actin cytoskeleton organization. Gene Ontology annotation, molecular function: actin binding; protein tyrosine/serine/threonine phosphatase activity. Gene Ontology annotation, cellular component: cytoplasm. The record is from RefSeq and is a predicted model, not a curated record. The transcript has 15 exons. NCBI's taxonomy places the organism in Eukaryota, Metazoa, Chordata, Actinopteri, Pleuronectiformes, Soleidae.
GCUGCAUGUCAUUUCUGCCCCGCUUCCAACCUGCACCGAUGUUUUGUUUGUCUGUGAUGAAAUCCCCGACUGUGUCGUUGCUGUUGCUGCUGCAGCUGCUGCUUCUGUCUCGGCACAAGCGAAGGGAAUCUGUCGUGACCUCCCGCACGUGAGGACUAGAACCGCAGAGGAGGACGCGCGGAGCGGGAGGGAAAGGGAGCAGCGCCGGGGCGCAGUAGGAGUCAGGUGGUGGUGGUGGUGCUGCUGCUGGAUGAGAGGCUGACUAGGCAUUUCUCCCCGGUGACAGAGACAAUCUCAGCGCCGCAUCUUCUCGCAUCCUCCGCCCUCCUCCUCCUCCUCCUCUCCCGCUGCUCUCCACGGCUACAGCAGCAGCACCUCUCCUCCUCCUCCUCUCCUCCUCCUCCUCCUCCGACCAUGGCCCUGGUGACACUGCAGCGCUCCCCCACUCCCAGUGCAGCGUCCUCGGCCAGCACGACCAACAGCAGCGCGGGGGAGGAUUUUGGAAGCGACGAUGACCGGAAAACGAAUCAAAGUCUCAGUGAGAGCUUCUUCAUGGUCAAAGGUGCUGCCCUCUUCCUCCAGCAGGGCGGCAACACAGAAGAACCAAAGACACCAACCCACCACAAACAUGCAGGUGAUUUACCGCAGCACCUGCAGGUCAUGUUCAAGAUCCUCCGGUCUGAAGAUCGCAUUAAACUGGCUGUACGGUUAGAGAGCGGCUGGUCAGACCGCGUGCGCUACAUGGUCGUCAUCUACACCAGCGGUCAUCAAGAUACAGAGGAAAACAUCGUCCUGGGAAUGGACUUCACAGACAAGGACAGUAAAAAUUGUUCAAUCGGGAUGGUGCUGCCACUGUGGAGUGACACCAACAUACAUUUAGACGGAGACGGGGGUUUCAGCGUGAACACAGCGGGGCGGUCACAUGUCUUCAAGCCUGUGUCUGUGCAGGCCAUGUGGUCUGCCCUGCAGGUGCUACACAAAGCGUGCGAGGUGUCGCGCCGGUUCAAUUAUUUCCCCGGUGGUAUUGCUCUCACGUGGAUGGCCUUCUACGAGAGCUGCAUCACCUCCGAGCAGAGCUUCAUCAACGAGUGGAACGCCAUGACUGACCUGGAGACGACGCGGCCCGAUUCACCCAGCAUGUUUGUCGACCGGCCAACAGAGCGAGAGAGAACAGAGUGCCUUAUUAAAGCCAAGUUACGCAACAUCAUGAUGUUUCAAGACCUGGAGAACAUCACGUCCAAGGAGAUCCGUAACGAGCUGGAGCAGCACAUGAGCUGUAACCUGAAAGAGUACAAGGAGUUCAUAGACAACGAGAUGCUUCUGAUCCUGGGUCAGAUGGACAAGGCCACGCUUAUCUUUGACCACGUGUACUUAGGCUCUGAGUGGAACGCUUCAAACCUCGAAGAGCUACGUGACUGUGGAGUGGGCUACAUCCUGAACGUUACCAGAGAGAUCGACAACUUCUUCCCGGGCAUGUUCUCAUAUCAUAAUGUCCGAGUGUACGACGAGGACGCCACGGACCUGCUGGCCCACUGGAACGACACCUACAACUUUAUCGUCAAAGCAAGGAAGAACAACUCCAAGUGCCUGGUGCACUGUAAGAUGGGGGUGAGUCGCUCGGCCUCAACAGUGAUUGCUUAUGCAAUGAAGGAGUACGGCUGGUCUCUGGAGAAAGCCUACAACUUUGUCAAGCAGAAGCGGAGCAUAGCUCAGCCCAACUCUGGCUUCAUGAGACAGCUGGCGGAGUACGAGGGAAUCCUGGACGCCAGCAAACAGCGUCACAACAAGCUGUGGAGGCCUGAAACGGACGAGGAGGGAUCGGACGGUCUGCAGGCCUCUGGUCACAGCACUGGUGGAGAAGAGACGCCAGUGCUCAGAGAGGAUGAAGCCUGGGGAGGCUGUGGUGCAUCUCCCUGCAGGGGUAUGGGUUUGGAGAUGGAGCCCCUCGACUCUCUUAAUUAUAAUUACUAUUUUAGACGUUUGUCGGACUCUGCCUUAGACAGUGAGCCCUCCACCCCAGUGCGUGGCCCCCCGCUGCUUGGUAUGGAAAGAGUUUUCAUAGAGAUUGAAGACGUGGAGAGAGACGCACUGUUGGAGGACGAGGGCUUCCCCAUGGCACACUUAGCUCUGCCCGGCGAGGGCACGGCGGCCCAGACGUGCGGACGCCUUGACCCUCUGGAGGACAUGAGGCUCAGACUUGAGUUCAGUACGCUGGAGGAGGAGGACGAGGAAGAGGCGAAGAAAGAGGAAGCUGAGAUGGCGGCGCUGGCUCAGACUCCUGGAAACUCGGAGUCGGAGCAGACGGAGGAAAGCCGGUUAGGUCUCGCAAACCUCAACACCAACAACAGCAACCGGCUCGCUGCGAAGCGCAGCUGUCCUGCGGCUUUUGACGACAGUGCUAGCACAGGAAACCCUUUGAAGGUGAAGCCGUCCUAUCAGUCCUGUAAAGACUGCCUUCGUCUGCCACAAGGUCGGCGCUGCGAGCGUCCAGCCGGAGGUCGUUCCCACCGCCUUAACCCCUCCCGCCACUGCACUAUCCCUUCCAUAUGCAUAGAUCCGCCAGGGACAAACUUUGCUUCCACGUCACUUCUGCAGUCUCUGGCAGCUCCCGCGGUCGUUGUCCCGCCGAACUUGGUCCAGCCCUGUGCUCACCUUUACCACUGCAUCACAUGUGCCCCGUCUGUCCCACUAGCCAACCGACAGAAAUCGCUCUCGCCCAUGAGCUGUGAGGAGACGCCGCCAGACUGCGGCUCAGCAGAGGCGGAGGACAUGGAUGAACCAACACAUGGGGAGAGCGUGGAAGUGCAAAUAUCCAGAGAGGAUACAGGGGACAUCAGUGCUACUGCGACUGCUGAGGGUUUAAAUUUGCAACCUGCUGAGGCGGUGGAGCUCCAGCUGCCAGGACCAGGCGUAGCUUUUGGUCUGGACCUCAUGUGACAGACGGCAGUGCAGCUUCAAAACCUGCCAAGUUUGACCAUGGAAGGCCAGCUCUCAGUGGGGCCCCUGCCUUAAAGAAGGAGCUGGAGGAGGUGGAGGUUUUACCGCCGCCUCUACUGAGUACACAAUGAUGGCUGAGGGCCUGCAAAAUGAAGCCUGUCCUGUUUUGUGUCGUCGUGUCCCCCGGCCACUGUUACAAGCUGCAGGUACUUUUGCGUCCACUGGCAUGUAGAGUCAGGUGACGCUGGUUGUUUUUGCAGAAGUCUCGGAUGCUCGUGCUGAGACUGAAGACUUCCUUGUGCCCUUCCUUGCCCCUGACUGAAGCCUGUCCAGUCUCUUCCUCACAAACAGGAUCAUCACACUUCCUCACAGUCCAGUGGAAAUGACCGUCAUGCUGCCAUUUAAUCUAUAAGAGACAGGUUUGGUGUCAUCUUUAAGCAGGAAUCGUGCUCUCCGAGAUGCACUUGUGUUCCCGUGCGACUCCUCGUCAGAGCCGUAGUUCACACUUUGAUGUUGGCGGAAAGAAGAACACCUGGAUGAACAUGUUGCUGUUGGUUUGCUGUGUGUUUAUUAAUGGAACUCAUCGAGUGGAGCUCGACAUGGAGCCUGUUUGAUUGCAGUCAGUAUCUCCUCAUGUUACCACAGAUAAACAAAUCUCCCGUUCAGCCUCAAUUGUGUUUUCCCCGCUGCGGCCAUUUCUGCGUCACGUCAGGACAUUUCAUAAUCAUUUGUAAAAAAAAACAGAAAAAGAAAAAAAAGAAGGAUUCAAGCCGUUUUAUGCUCCUUUAAAAAGCGCCGUACCUCGGACCACAAGCAUCACCCGGACUGUUUUGGUCAAAGACUGUUUUGUCUCUGCUCAGUGGCUGGUUCGCCCCCUCGCCCUCCUCCACUGACGUUAAUGUAAUUACGUCCUUAAAGUGCUCAGUGUAGCCACACAUGACUUUGCAGUAUUACAGCACAUAUCCACAACACUAGGCCAGAAAGCAUUCAAGUCGCCUUUCAUUAUUCUUCUUUUUUUUUUGAAAUGCCCGAAAACUUCAAAUUGAAUUUGUCCUGAUUUAGUUUAACUGACCACAAAUGGCGUCAGUAAACAGGUUGAACUGCACCAAAGUCAUUGUUUUUGCUUGAAUGAAAGAACCUACGACACUGAGGCGUUAAGAAAACACUGAUUCACUUAAAUUUCCACCCUUAGCCAAAUCUUAUCUUAGAUCAUUUCUAAUGUAACCGAAGCCAUCACCCGAAUAUGUGUGAUCUUUUCGUUUCCCACCUUGUUACAAGCCAUGAAUCUGGGUCGUCAUUUAUCACGCAAAGCUUUCGUCGCAAACAUGUUGAACUACCUUUCCCUAAACCCACAAAUAUUUGCAAAGGCACACUCAUCGUGUAUAGAUUUAUCACUCGAGCACAACUGUAGUAUCCAUUCACACACUGCACAGGUAUAUUUCACUUGUAUAGCAACGUUAAAUCAGAAUUCAUUUAAGCAGGAAUCGACAAAAGGAGAGUCUCAAAUGUCUUGUAUUUUUGUCCACAAACCAAAAUGAUUUCUUUUGUCAUUUGGAGCAAAGACACCGGGAAAUAUUCACAGUUAAGAGGCUGAAAAAUCAGAAAACACAACCACAAACCACAAAUUCAUCGAUUAUCACGACAGUACAAAAAUACAUUUCAAAUAUCUUUCGCUGUAAGAAUCAUUCAUUUGUAGUUCUCAACACAAAUGUUCCGACCUUCAAAUUGCCAAGGUAAAAUAGUGUGAAUUAGAGAACACUAUUUGAAAAUGAACUAACCAGAUUACACUUAACUCAUCAACUACACAACAGCUUCUGCUCAGCCCACAGUCCAAGAGUUUAUACUUUUUAUAUUGUGUCCCUGUUCAAACAGCUUGAUGCACAUUUUUUGAAACUGUUUUGUUAAAACUGUGCCACCGAUCCAAAGUUGCUGCGCUGCCAGAUGUGUGAGUUGUUCUGAUUGGUUGGAAGCUUUUGUUCCCACUGUGUUUGGCGCACUGGUUGUGUCCGAAUAGUACCGAGCGAUGUUUAUAGGAAAAGCACACGCAAGUGUUAGAGUGUGUGUGCUUUAAGGAUCUGGAAGUGAAAGUCGUGGAAAGUAUUUAAUCAUCUUUUUCCUUUUUUGUGUUGCUGUAGAUAUUGCUUUUCUUCCGUUGAUGUAUUCCUUUAAACCUGUAUAGACUCGUACACACAACAAUAAUGCAUCCUCUGUUCUGUGUCCUCUUUUAACUGGAUGCCAGGGAGCUGCAGGUUUGCUCCAGUUAGAUUUCAGUCAUGUGGUUUUUGCCUUUAACCCGCUCUUGUCCUCAUGUGGACGUUUGAACAUGGCAAAACAACAGCACAUACAGAGUUCCACACACAAAGAACGGAAAGUGUGAUAAAGUAAAGAACUUGCUUUAAAGGACAUAUUGAAGUAAUAGUUUAUCAUAUUUAGACUUCUGCUGAACAAAUGAAUACACUAGUAUCUUAAUUAGUAACAAGACCUUCCUUACAACAUCUCAACACAAUUCCUUUAAUAUGAAUCAGAUUUUAAGUAAAUCACUAAAUACUCUGUGUAUGUGUGUGUGUGUGUGUGUGUGUACAUGUUUUUUCUAUCCUUAUGAGGACUAAAAAAUCCCUGCAAACCUAUCUUUGUUGUGGCAUUUUGACCUUGUGGGGACGUUUUGUAUGGUCCCCAUGAGGUUAAAGGGCUUUUUAAGGGUUAAGACCUAGUAUUAGGGUUAGUUGUGAUGAUUAAGGUAAGGGUAAGGGUAAGGGUUUCGGGAAUGCAUUAUGACUGAGAGGUUUCCUCACGGAGAUAGAAAAACCAGCGUGUGUGUGUGUGUGUGUGUUUCCAGACUGCAGCACUGUGUUUGGUCGUCUGCUUCAUGUGUUGAAUUUUCUUUUUGCAUUUAAGUGCCUUAACCUCGGCCUUAGCUCUGUCAUAAAGCAUCACAGGCUUUGCAAGACGUUACGUGACUGUGUUGUUGGUCUGAUUUGUAUUUUAUUUUAUUUUAUUAUUGUAUAUAACUUAUACCCUCAUGCCCGACAGUAACAACAAUAAUAAUAAUAAUAACCCGGCUCCUUUCAGUGUAGAACUCGGCCCAUCAUGUAUGCAAAAGACAUGCGCUCAUGCACAGCAGCCUCCUCUCCCUCACGUGAUGGACUUCCAUUUAUCAAUAGCCUCUAAUAAUACUGUAUUUGUUUGAUAUUGCUGAAACUUGUGGUACACUGUAUUGGUUCGAUAGCUGGCUGAAGAACCUUACUCGCUGGAAUGAGAACCAUCAUUUACAUUAUAACAUUAUAAAAAAGGAGAUGAAGAAGAAGAAGAAGAAGGGUUUGACAUUGACCAGUAUGUACAUAUUUUUCUCUACAAUUUGUUAUUGAGUACAUUUGCUUGCAUUUGUGGUCAGUAUUAAGAAAAGCACUAAUAAAUGCUACUGCGUCUCGCAAAAAAAUACUUCUUCUGUUUUAGGCACAGCAAAAAAAAAGCGACUUGGGGCCCCAUCUCUUAUUUAGAUAAAUGUCCUGAAGCACUAGUAAAAAAUGAAAAAUGAUUAGUAUUAUUGUUUUUUUGUUUUUGUUUGUUUGCAUUAUUCCCAGGCAGCAGGCAUCAAACAGACAAUCUAAACUCGAGGGCCAGAAGUUGAGAGAGAGAGAAAGACAUGUCGUAUUUUCAGGGGGUGGUGGGGCAUUUAUAGAGUGUAUCUACAGAGCACAAGUUUGCCCCAAAGCAAGUGUGGGAUGAGUGAACGUUAGAGAAUAAUAUGGUGAUGAAACGAUUUGGUUGAUUGUUUUGUUUCUUUGUGUUGAAUUUCUGUAAUGUACUGUACAUUACCAAUGUUCAUGUGUAAUGCACUUUUUUUACAUUUUGUUAAAAUGAUGUCCAGUCUAAUGUUUAUCAUGGAAAUAAACCAUUUCCUCUGCA